Messenger RNA from Belonocnema kinseyi, 1508 nucleotides. RefSeq lists its product as uncharacterized. The coding region runs from base 88 to 483 and encodes 131 amino acids. The transcript has 3 exons. Lineage: Eukaryota; Metazoa; Arthropoda; Insecta; Hymenoptera; Cynipidae. The record is from RefSeq and is a predicted model, not a curated record.
AGCGUCUCCUCUGACCUGAGCUUUUGCGAACUAAAAUAAAGCGCCCCCAUUGACUCAUAUCCAGUUUACGAAUUGAAAUACUCCGCCAUGUUUAUUCUAUCAGCUGAGCAAAUCGGUUCUCGAGUACACUUAAUGCCUGAACAAAACGAUAAAGUUCUGGAUUUAGCAACAAAAAAUUUGAGGAUGACGGGCGUAAAUAAUUGUAGCCAUAUUGACAUGAACAAUAACUACAAAGAACAAAUGGAAAUGAGAAAUAAUGAAGAAACGACUUCAUUAAAUCCUAAUGAGUUUAAGAUCACAGAGAACAGUAUUAAAAACUCUAACAUUAUUCGUCUAAAAAACAUUGAGUCGAGUGAUACUGGUUCUAGUUCAAAUAAAUUAGGCGAUUCUCUUGCAUUUAAAUAUGCAUUUGCAGUUCCUGAAUUCCGAAAUAAAAAAAAUGCACAGGAAUUUCCACCUUGUGUUGUACGCAGGCUCGGUUAACUACGUGGGAAAUAAAUGGCGAAAUUCAGCGCCAUCUGCGAUGGGCAGGAGACCUACAAAAGCAUGUAUAAUUGGUCGCCAUAUAUGUGCAUGCUCCUUCCGUAGAUGUGUUGACUAGUAAAAUAAUUUAAGAAAAAAGGAUUAAUAACGACAAAAUUAAGAAAACAAGAAAUGCAAAAAAAGAAGUUAAAGAUAAUUAUCAUUCAAUUUCUCAUUUUACGUUUAUCAUUGACUUAAUUUUGCUUUCAUUUUCGUAUUUUUAGUAGAUGAAGAUAAUUACGAAAAGAGUUAGAAUGUGCAUACGCAUGAAUUUUUAUUUUGUCUGAGGCAGAGUUGACCUGUGAUAUAAAGUUUUUUUAAUAUGUUAUAACCAUACCAGUUUGCGUUUUCAAGAAAUCCUUUUCAUUGAAGUGAUACCGGCAUACGAAAACCCGUUUUGCGGUUGUGGUCUCGUACGGUGAUAGCACCAGACAACACGUGAUAGUAACAAAUGACAACAAGCAAUUUCCCGCGCACGCGUUUUUUACACCAAUUUGCGUCAUCUGCGAUGGGCAGGGGAACUAAUUUGUCUCCCCUCGCUGCGUCUCAACCCUCCGCGCACAAGUUCUAAAAAUUCGUUAUUUUCCUUUAAUGAGUUGGAUGAGCCUGGUUGUGCGAGAAGACUUACUUCAAGCUUUGCAAAUGAAAGAAGAUGAAAAAAAAUGAAGGAGCAACAAAUAAAAGAGAAAAAAAAGGAAAGAGAAAAAAAGGAGCAACUAAAGGGAAAAAAGCAAGAAGUAGUAACAAAUUGUCAAGAGAUAAAGAAAAAGUUAUUGCAAAGAAAGAAAUAUAUAUAUAUAUAUAUAUAUAUAAAAGAGAAAAAAAAUCAUUCAAAUCUGAAUCAUUCCAAGAAACCAAAUUACAACUGGGAGAAGAUUGAAAGAAUCUAGCGACUCAAUUAGAAGAAUUGGAUAAAUCAAUAGCGACUCAUGAAAUGGAAGUUUUGCUAGCAAAGAUAAAAAUUAAAAAAGAGAAAAUAGAAAACU